GUCUGCCAGGUUUGUUCAAGGAGCAGAGGGGAGGGUGUGAGGGGGAGAGGGCCUGGGGAGUUCGUGCUCAUCUGAGGGCGAUGGGAAAGGGGUGUCGCUUGGGCCUCCCACGUGCUGUGAGAAAAGCUCUUCCUUGCUGUCUGUGGGAGGCCUCGAGGCAAGGAAGGUGUGGGGGCCCCACGGCCCAGCUGGUUGGAGAACCUCGCAGCUCCAAGGCCCUUCUCCCCCUCCAGCCUCCCUGCCCUUCGCUGUCCUAUCGCUGGUGAACGCCCCGUAUAAGUGAGGAUUUUACUGCGGGCAUGACUCCAACCGGAACUCCUAACGGCCAGACACCAUCACCCAUGGGCUCAUGGCCGGGGUCACCAUCACGGCCACCGUCAUCCUUGUCUCGGCGGGAGAAGCCUACCUGGUGCACACAGACCGGCUCUAUUCCCACUCCGACUUCAACAACUACGUGGCUGCGGUGUACAAGGUGCUGAGGACCUUCCUGUUUGGGGUUGCUGUGAGCCAGUCUCUGACGGACCUGACCAAGUACACAAUCACCCAUCUGCGCCCCAACAUCCUGGUCUUCUGUGACCUUGAGUGGAGCCGGGUCAACUGCUCGGUCUACGUGCAGCUGGAGAGCGUGUGCAGGGGAGACACUGCUGACGUCACCGAGGCCAGGUGGGUGUGGACGAGCAGCCUUCACUCGGGGGGUCAGUGGGAGCUGAAGAAGCCGCAGAAGCCAGAUGGUGAGGAGCCAGCAGGCAGGUGGUCAGGCAGGAGUGAGGCCUCAGGGCUCCAGGUGCCCCCCUGACAGCAGGAGGCUGGGGGGAGCGUGCUCUGUCUGCCCCGAGUCUCAGCCCUGCCCUCUUCUGUGCUGU
Molecule: messenger RNA, 863 nt
Organism: Sapajus apella (tufted capuchin)
Lineage: Eukaryota; Metazoa; Chordata; Mammalia; Primates; Cebidae
Product: phospholipid phosphatase 2-like
Exons: 2
Coding region: 350-796 (148 amino acids)
Biological process (GO): phospholipid dephosphorylation; phospholipid metabolic process; signal transduction
Molecular function (GO): phosphatidate phosphatase activity
Source: RefSeq, a predicted model, not a curated record